AAAACAACAGAUGUUUACAUGCCACAGUAUCCCAUCUAAAAAUCAACAUAUCCCAGGCAUCUUGUCCUGGUUUCACAUAACCGGGAUACAAGUUUUUUCGGGUUAUUGUAAACGGGAUAUGAUGUUUAUAUGCAUCAACUCAAAAACAGAAUACUUAAGUAUCCCGAAUAAUAACGGGAUAUUGGUGGGCAUGUAAACGUGGUCACUGACGGGUCAAGGGAGUAGUCCUGGUUUAAUCGGACUAUAAGACUUUAAACCUCGUAUGUAAGAUACUUAGACCUAUCCAUAGCUACUCGAUCUGUAUAACUGCUUGUGCUAUAACAACAUUUAAAGCAACCCAGUUCAAGAAGACGAGACAGACUCGAUAAACUCAUGAUUUACCAGGCUAAAAUGUAAUUGUCUUGUCUGGGGUGGUCAAAUUAUUUUGGCAACAGCUGAUAAGAUGUGGAAAGAAUUGAAGAAAAACCAGCUCGUCAAGUACGGCGCUGUGACCACAGUGUCAACCAUCAGCUAUGUUUUACUGAGAAAGUGGAUCGCCGGUGGGAUAUGCCACAGCCGUGCCAAACUGCAUGGAAGGACUGUGGUGAUCACUGGUGCCAACACUGGUAUCGGCAAGGAGACGGCCUGGGAUAUGGCCAAGAGAGGGAAUGUGAUGAGGGUGUUCUCAGAUGGACGGUACUGCGUGUUCUCAGGAGCCCGGGUGAUUAUGGCUUGCCGAGACCUCACCAGGGGAGAGGCCGCUGCAACAGAGAUCCGCAGUUCUACUGGAAAUACUAACGUGGUGGUGCAACAACUAAACCUGGCCUCCCUCGGGUCAGUACGACAGUUUGCCAGGGAAUUCAUUGCCACGGAGACCCGUCUGGACAUACUUAUCAACAACGCAGGUAUAAUGCUAUGUCCCAAAAGCUUCACAGUGGAUGGGUUUGAGAGUCAAUUUGCUGUCAAUCACCUAGGUCACUUCCUAUUGACCAAUCUUCUCCUGGACAUGCUGAAAGCCUCCACCCCGAGCCGCGUCGUCACUGUGUCUAGCAUCGCUCAUCAAGGCGGGAAAAUCCACUAUGAUGACCUUAACUUUGAUAUGAAGGGGUACAACUCAGUAAUUGCCUACAAGCAGAGUAAACUGGCCAACCUCCUCUUCUCUAGGGAGCUGGCACGAAGGACCAAAGGUACUGGAGUGACGUCGUAUUCCCUGCACCCCGGGGUUAUCCGGACAGAGCUGUGGCGUCACUCGCAGUCAAAGUACCCCAUGCUGAGUUCCAUGCUGUCAGCCCCCGCCUGGCUCCUGAUGAAGACCCCCAGGGAGGGGGCCCAGACCACCAUCUACUGCGCCGUCACUGAGGGGCUGGAGGAGAAGAGCGGCUACUACUUCAGUGACUGUCAGGUAAAGGAGCCAGCUCUUGAGGGGAGAGAUGAUCUUGCAGCACUGAGACUAUGGGGCGUUAGCGCCGGGCUAGUGGGACUCAAUUAAAACAACUGAACAACUCGCCUUGCAACACGGUGCCACUCCCAACCCCACCUGCCAGAACCCUCACGGAUACUGGCAUUUUUUUAAAUGUUGGCUCUUAACUUUCAUAUCAGAAGAUAUCCUGUAUUCUAUAUAUAUCCUGUAUUCUAUACAUUUUCUAUAUUUUUUGAUGUUGUCUUAUAAUACAGUAUAUUUUGAUAAAACAUUUUGUUCUGUA
This is a messenger RNA of Oncorhynchus nerka (sockeye salmon), 1682 nucleotides long. Its product is annotated as retinol dehydrogenase 11-like. Lineage: Eukaryota; Metazoa; Chordata; Actinopteri; Salmoniformes; Salmonidae. The transcript has 7 exons. The coding region runs from base 443 to 1468 and encodes 341 amino acids. The record is from RefSeq and is a predicted model, not a curated record.